AUGGGUAGUUAUUGGAAGUAUUAUUCCCAUCAUGGACGACCAUUAUCCGUAGCACUAACUGAACCAUUAAGUCCGUUUGAUACAUUACAAGAUUCUUACCAGUAUACCAUUAAUCAGAAUCCUAUUCGUUGUCAUAAUAGAAGUAGAUCAUCUGGAAGAAGAUAUAACAGAGAAGUCUACAAUAUAGAAUAUGUCCGUCCACCAACAUAUUAUACACAACCGUAUUAUGGAUAUGGAAUGUUCGUCGAGGAAAUUCCAUAUUAUCCACAACCAUAUCGUGAAUAUGGGACGCUUGUCGAGAAAAUUCCAUUUUAUCCACAUCCACGACUGUAUGAUGAACGUGGAACGCUCGUCGAAAAAAUAGAAACUAUCACAAUUGAAGAACAAAUGCCUCCACGUCAACCCCCCUGUGUUAACGAAGUUCGAGAAUUAAAAAUUCGAAAAUCACGAAGACCUUCAUCGUGUGACAAUGUACAUCCACCAGAAACCCAAGUUAUUGAACGUUAUGAACAAGUCGUUCCUAGUGAAGAGUUAAUUACAAUUUUAGGUACACUGAAUAAUGCAGUUAACAUUUGGUCAGGUGAAGAUCGAAAUCGUAUUGUUAUUCGGGAAACGGCAAAACCAAGAGAAGUACUAGUAGACACAAACAAUAUAGUCGUUAGUGGUGCUAAUGUUACCGAAACAACGUUUCGACAAUCAGAAGUAAAUUCCGCUAUCACAUUCACAGAAGAGAGUCACCGUAACGCUGAACGUUCAGAAUUCACAGAAGGGAGUCACCGUAACCUUGAACGUUCAGCAUUCACAGAAGGAAGUCACAGUAACGUUGAACAUUCAUCGUUCACAGAAGGGAAUCAUCAUAAUGUUGAACAUUCAAUUUAUACAUGA
This is a messenger RNA of Didymodactylos carnosus, 885 nucleotides long. The record is from the annotation of a GenBank genome assembly. Lineage: Eukaryota; Metazoa; Rotifera; Eurotatoria; Philodinida; Philodinidae.